AUUCGAAGACUAUUUCAUAUACUGGAAUAGGCUGCCAAUGGAACUGAAAGUUAAAGUCUUUCGGAAUCUGCCGUACGCAACGCUGAGGAACUUCAUGUUUCUUAGCAAAGAGUGCAUGGAAGUUUCGUCAUUGCUGAAACCCUCAGUCCAUGCAGUCUCCCUUUAUGAUGAGGCGAAUGAAGUAAAGUCUUUCGCGGCUAUCGUCGUGUACGACACCCCGGACGAAGCAGCUAACGUGGAGGAGAGCUAUACUAUCGGAUUCAGUAGCGUGAAGGGCAGGAGUUGCAUAGCACGCAGGAGCAAAAAAGGAGGGCAGAAUGUGGCUAGCGGACUAGAAUAUCCUAUGGAGUCGUGCUCUACUGUCUCGAUGCGUGUGUUGUUUCAAAUAACGAAGAAUUUGAAACCGGGGAGCGUAGAUUUGCAUUUGACAAACAUUGCAGAUGCGAAAAUUACCCUAAGUAAGCUACCGUCGACAUCAUUAAUCACAUGUGGAGCGCUUACUGUACACGCGGUCGAUUUCUCUUUUCUCUCGAUGCUUAUGCCUCAUGUAUCUCCCGGUUGCAUAUUACGAUUUUAUGUAUAUGAUCCAUCCUCGUUCGAAGAUAACGUUUUGAAUUCAGGGCUUUUCGACUUUGAAGUGGUAAAAGCAGCUCCCUUCAUCGACAUUAAUGUUGACUGCGAAAUCAACGAUGAGCAAUUCAUUUGUCUGAGAGCGUCCAAUCUUCAUUUGAAAGCGCCCAGAAUCUCGGAAAAAGGACUUAAUGCCCUAAUAUUGGGGAUUUCUUGCUCGCAUCUGUGGAAGACCCCCAAUUGCUCUAUACUCUUUACAGCAGUGGAUGAAAGGGAGGCGAAAAGUAGUCAGAUCCGUAUUGCGAAAACGAAGACGUUCAACUACGACAUGAUCUUUGAAAAUGUUGACAAAACCAAAGUUCAGUCUAGUUCUCUUGAACUUUUGCAAAUUCCCUUUUUCGACAAAUACGUGAAAAUACGCCCUCCACACGAGCGUCUUGCUUUGGUUCGCAACGAAUUGGGUGAUCGGCUACUUGUGAACAUAAGCUUGAACUAUUGCGAGAUAGUGGAUCCCUAUUCAGAGUACAUGUCGCGAAAUUAUCGUUAGCUUUGCAUAAUUCCAAACAAAUUCGUUCUAGAGUGCAUAACGAGUAUACCCUCAUGCGCGAUUUAUAGUUUAGGUUGUUGUUGACAUUCGAAUGCAGGACAAUUUUGAAUCUUGUUUGGCAUAUUUGCGAAAGUGCAG
Cylicocyclus nassatus is the source of this 1255-nucleotide messenger RNA. The record is from the annotation of a GenBank genome assembly. NCBI's taxonomy places the organism in Eukaryota, Metazoa, Nematoda, Chromadorea, Rhabditida, Strongylidae.